GGCGUGCUAAUUUAGCUGCAAGCUCUCUACCCACAUGAAAGACUGGAAGACCUGUGCCUUGCUUCGCUUCGCCAUUUGCUGGUCAACACCUAGGACCGUAUCCUAGCCUUAUCUUCGCCGAUUUGAGGUUUGCGGCCCCCCUUUUGCUUUUACCAUAGCAUGCUUAGCAAUUGGUAAAGAAGUAUGCUCUCGCACGCUUAUCAACGCUGUCGCUUAGGGCCGACGUGGAAGCUUCGCUGCGAAAAGGCGCGAAGGCACGGGGGCUUUGGUGUGCGACGCGGCCGAACGCUUGCGCAGCCCGUAUGCGCCCUGACCCCAAAUGACCCUCGGGAUGCUUCAAGCAGCGGCGACAGGGAGCCCCACAAGCGCGCUCCGCAUCCCGAAUUGGAGGACAUUGGCGCGGGCAGGGUACUGGGCGCAUUAGAAAAAUGGGCGGCGAAAGGCGAAUAAUCCCAGGCGAAAUAGGCGAAGAAGCAUCAUCAGUUUAUGGUCCAGUCCGGUUUCAAGGUGUCCAACUGAUCAUCACGACCGACAACUUGACAGUAAUAGGUCGGCAAAUCGCUUCAUUCAUUCCUGUUCGUAGUAAGUUCAUUGUAGCUCACACGCAGUUCAUUGUAGAUUCAAGCACGCCCGAGCAGCCUGCGUGCCAACCCCUAAAGGUCAUACGUACCCAGCCACAAACUUGCACAUGCAGCACCUAUCAACACGCGCUUGCUACGAUUCUAGCCAAGUUCGAGUUCCUGAACGCCUGGCCGAGCCCACGGGGAGGCAGCGAAGCCCUGGGAAAGGGCUCUAAGGGGCAAAUAUUCAGCAAGUUUCAGUACGGCGAGGCUGCCGUACGGGUAAUUCGCCUUUCCGCCAACCUUGAAGGGCCCGGCAGGCGAAUAGGCAAAUUGCGGCGAAAUCGUACUUGGCGAAUAACUUGCCUUUCGCCCAGUACCCUGGGCGCGGGCAACCGCAGCAGCAGUAGCAGUAUUCCGGACGCGCUCCCGUACUUGGGGAGUGAGUCAGACUGGCGGGAGUUCAGGGCCCAGCUGGUGUCCCAGGCGCGCGGGCUGCCCUCUGCCGCAGCAGCAGCCGGGGAGGAGUGGGCGCAUGCGGUACCCCGGCCCGAGCGGGGGGCGCUGCUGCUGGCGCACCCGCAGCUGUUCCAGACGAGCCAGACCUACUUCCACCGCGCCGCCAUCCUGGUGAUGGAGCACGGGCCGCAGGGCAGCUACGGCCUCAUCCUGAACCGCCCCUCCCCGCUGCUGCUGCGCGACGUGCAGCUCAGCCGCCCGCAGCCGCAGUUCGGGGAGUGUCGGGUGUACAUGGGGGGAGACGUGGGGCAGGGGGAGGUGCAGAUCUUGCACCCCCACGGCCACCUGUCAGGUGCGGUGGAGGUGGUGAAGGGGGUGUAUGCGGGCGGCAUGGAGGCAGCCCGGCAGGCGGUGGAUGCGGGCAGCGUGCAGGCGGGGGACUUCAGGUGGUUCAACGCCUACGCCGGCUGGGCUCCCGGGCAGCUGGAGGCGGAGUGCCGCCGCGGGGUGUGGUUCCCCGCCGCCGCCAGCCCCCGGCUGCUGCUGGAGCCGGUGGCGCCGGGGCAGGGGGCGGCGUACUGGCACCGCGUGAUGCAGAUGAUGGGGGGCCACCACGAGACCCUAUCCCGGGUGGUGCAGAAGCACGAGCAGCGAGCGGACACCCCCUGACCAUGGGCGGG
Molecule: messenger RNA, 1699 nt
Organism: Astrephomene gubernaculifera
Lineage: Eukaryota; Viridiplantae; Chlorophyta; Chlorophyceae; Chlamydomonadales; Astrephomenaceae
Source: the annotation of a GenBank genome assembly